This is a messenger RNA of Zophobas morio, 1155 nucleotides long. RefSeq names its product gustatory receptor for sugar taste 43a-like. Gene Ontology annotation, cellular component: axon; dendrite; membrane. Gene Ontology annotation, biological process: sensory perception of taste; chemosensory behavior; male courtship behavior. The record is from RefSeq and is a predicted model, not a curated record. Lineage: Eukaryota; Metazoa; Arthropoda; Insecta; Coleoptera; Tenebrionidae. The transcript has 5 exons. Bases 153 to 1064 code for a protein of 303 amino acids.
GCGCCGGUUUGACAGGUGACAGAAAUCAAAAUAUUUUGGUUGUGGGGACAGUGUUUUUGGCUUUUUUUGCGAAUCAUGGAGGGUUUGGUGGAUGGUGGGGCGCUGUGGGACGACGGGGGGUUUUUGGUGACUUUUAUUUUUCGGUGAAGAAAAUGGAUGUGUUUCACUCACCUGAGUUUGAUCAUUUCCUCAACCAGAAGGAUUUCCGGUGCGCUAAAUUCAACCUCGUCACUAGAUCGACCAUUCUCUACGUAACUGCGCUUCUGAUUUACCAGACGGUGAUUUGGGUGAAACUCGGCUCGCGUGACCUCAACAUCUACAGUCUCUUCUUCGCCUUUUUUCCGUACCACUUAUCCUACGUGUUCACCGUGGUCCUAGAACUCAUGUACUGGCACUUGGUCUACGCCAUCAAAAUCAGAAUGGACACUAUAAACCACAAGUUGGCAAAAUUUACCGAAAACGAACUGUCACUAGAAAACGAAAAGAAAAUCAGCAGUGUGGACGCACUAAACGCGGAACUGUUUAAAGUCAAACAAUCCACUCUAAUUUUCCGAAUUAGAAACAUCACUAGGGGCUAUUUACACCUAACUGCAGCCAAAAAUUCGGUCAAUCAGUGCUACGGUUUUAUCAUUUUGGUUGUUGUUUUAGGGUGCUUUCUUCACUUAUUAGUGACUCCGUAUUUGCUUCGUUCGAUUAUAUCUACCGCUAGUGAGAGCGAGCUUUUCAUUAUAUCUCAAUCAAUAUGGAUGAUGGGGCAUGUUUUGAGGUUAUUUUUGAUAGUGGAGCCGUGUGAUGGUUGCUUCGUGCAGGUACCAUAUAUUCAUGAAAGUUCCAAUUCACAACAAACAUUCCAGUGUAAAAAUUCCUCACUGAUUAUUUGCAACCUACUGUGCUCUGACUUAGACCGAGAGGUUAAAAAGUCGUUGAAGCUUCUUCUGCUGUGUUUGUCUCAGUGUGAACUUGACUUUACGGCUUUUGGCUUGACGAGGAUCCACAGAAGAAUUCUGACUGCGAUUGCGGGAGCUGUCACUACGUAUUUGGUGAUUUUGUUCCAAUUUAAUUAAUGUUUUGAAGUAUCCAGGCAGUAUUAUCGACGCCGCUUGUUGUCUAUUAAGUGUAAUUAUUAUGAUAUUGUGUAAUAAAUUAUUCAGCUUC